UGGUAUCCAGAACAUCUGAGACAUGUAGCGAGAAGUGAGUCAUAAAGGCGUAGAAAGGAUGUUGGAAAUUGGUGCUUGACGUUUGUGCUAACAUUUGAAAUAUGGUGUUUGCUGUGUGAGGAAUACUUUCUCGAACGACACACCAAGAUCUAAAUCUGAGAGUCCAACCUACGCUAUGAGCUACGGUUCGCAUUUAGUGUGAAGGACGGUGAUGAUAUUUUGGACGUAAACAACAGCAGAUAAUGUAGUGGCUGUUUACAUUUGCCACGAAAACAUCAGUAUGGCAUAAUGGUAGAUCGAUGAGAGACAUAUUAGGGGCAGCCACCUGAAGUAGUAACAAAUUGUUUGAGGCCUGCAGUUCUGUCACAAUGCCCCGAGCACUCCCAGACGGGCCUGGUGGCUCUUCCUUUGCCAACAAGCCGGCUCGAGGAUGGCCUCAUUCAGACCAGCAACUUUCCAAAGAAGGCAUAACAUAUGCUGUCAGAUACAUUGGCUGCCUUGAAAUACGCACAUCAAUGAAGAGCUUGGAUUUUGAAACAAGGUCUCAAGUAGCAAAGGAAUGCAUUAAUAGAGUAUGUGAAGCUGCUGGCCUGAAAACUGUUGACAAAAAAAGAAAGGUUGAGAAAAGAGUACAACGAGCAAUUGCAGAACAUCCAGUAAUGGACUAUGCUGGCUCCAAUGUGAAUCUAACUGUGUCCAGUUCACGUCUAGUGCUAACUCUCCUAGAAACAGGGCGCAUUAUUGCUGCACAUGAUAUGCCACGAAUUUCUUUUGCAUCUGGUGGUGACACGGACACAUUAGAUUUUGUAGCUUAUGUUGCAAAAGAUGCCAAUGACUGGCGUGCCUGUUAUGUGCUGGAAUGUGGUGGAGGACUGGCUCAGGACGUAAUCAUCACAGUAGGGCAGGCAUUCCAGAUGCGGUAUAAGGAGUUCUUAACGCUUCCUACCACAGCAUUGUCAGCAUCACUUAUAUCUGGUGGUGUUGUGGGUGCAGACCGAGAAUAUUAUAAUGAUCUGCCAGGCAAGGUACCACCAGAACUAGGGCCACCACCACCUGUUCCCCCGAUGCCAGCUGGAAUGCAGCGUGAGACUCGUACAGUUACAGCUGUUGGCAGUGGUACAAACAGUGUGUUCCCAUCAACCACAGACCGCUCAACAAGCAGAGAUGGUGUGACCAGUAACCUGAUUGAUCUGAGCACAGAAGCACCUCCUCCACCACCAAUGCCUAUGCCACGUAGGGAACACGAAUAUGUUAAUGAUGUCAUCACAAGGGAUGUUUUUGACAUGCAACCAUUUGCAACAGAAGUGGAGGGCAUUGGUCAGAGAGCUCAGUUGCAGCGUGAAGCAUGGUUUCAUGGACCUGUAAGUCGACAGCGUGCUGAAGCACUUCUUACUCAUGAUGGUGACUUCCUGGUCCGCGAGUCUCAGGGAUCUCCUGGGCAGUAUGUUCUCACUGGAAUGCAGGGUGGUGUAAAGAAGCAUCUGCUUCUUGUAGAUCCAGAAGGAGUGGUUCGCACUAAGGAUCGGAUGUUUGAAAGUGUUAGUCAUCUCAUAAAUUACCAUUGUCACAAUAAGCUCCCUAUCAUAUCAGCGGAAAGUGCACUUGUGCUGCGUCGUCCUGUUUGCAAGUGAAGCAGGUUUGUCAUUUUCUUUUUGCUCGUAAAUGUUCAGACAGUUGUUAUUUUCAGAUGCGUAUGGAAAUUAUUGAUUUUUCUGUUUGUGUUUGCUCUGUUGUAUAUUUUGUGGUGCCGUGCAGCUUUUGCUGUUUUUUGUGUAGCACUAAAUACACUUUUGUGUACUAUUAUUAGAUGAUUAAUAAGUUAACUGUAUAUGAUAUCGCAUUUUCCUAUUAUAUAGGUUUAAUGAUACGUAUCAAAAUGCGCCAAUUGUUUAGUUUUCAUUAUGGUUUCACGCAUGACCUGGUUACCUGCUCUUCAUAAAAUUGAAGUUCAGGUGCAUAAAGUUAGAACAGAAAAAGCCAUUUUAUUGUAUUCUGGGAGUGACAGUCUCAAUUAAAGGGAGCAAAUUAUAUGCUGUACUAUGAGAGAACAUUACUGUUUUUUCCGAGGAACAUGUUUUGUAAGCCAUGAAUAUUUAAAAGCAUAUAAGUGUUGCUAUGUAUGUCAUUUUAUUUUAUUUACUUUUCUAUAAAGAGUGUAUCAUAUUUUUAAGACAACUGCAUUACUGUGUGUGCUCAUUGGUGCCAGUUAGUUCUUACAGCUAUAUUUCAAAAGUAGUGUUAGUAAUGUUUCGAAGUAUCCUUUCUAAUUUUACGGUGGAUGGUUCCUAUAAGGGACUAAACAUCAGCAACCUUGAUAAGUAUAUACUGUGCCAUUUACUUUAACUGUAUCAUGUAAUUGUAUGUGCUAUGUAACUAAAUGUGGUGACUGUAGUUGUUGUGAUCUGAAUAAGAAAAUGAGACAUCAGCUGACACAUCUUGUUAGGUGUGAAUUGGAAGAGCAAGGUAGUUAAACUGAGUACAAAACAAUACAAAGGGUGUGGAUCUCUGGUUACGAUACUGGUAUCAUUUACUGUAGUCACUUUCCAUUGUAUGUGUAAAUUAUUAUGGUUGCAGUAAAUGAAGUAAAUGUGAUCGUAUCACCAUAAUUAUCAUCAUAGACAAAAUUUUUGUUCAAUUGUCUCUUUUUUUUUUUUCCUCUUCCCUAUACAUUUGUAUUUUUGAAGUGCACAAUUUUGGGAGAAAAUUAACUUAAUUACUGCCAGUCGUGGUAGAAUUUUCGUUGAAGAAAGCAGUUAUAAAUUGUAAGACAAUUGCAUGAAAUAUGUGUUGAAAGCCUUUUGCAGAGUAGUAAAACCAAGAUCUCCCAUAACAGUUAUUUCUAUGUAGUUGAUGAUGGAUUUACUAUAGACUGUACCUGUGAUAAGAACAUUUAUAAACCAGUGUGACAUGGAAGAUAUGUUGUGCUACUUUACUUUUACAGACAUAUUUGUCAGUUUGAAGUGUCUUGGUUUAGCAUUGGAAUUGUAUGUGAUAUAAACUGUGAUAAAUUUUAUGGUGUUUCAUAAUGUGGCAACAGCAAUUACACAUCACAUUAAACAGUGCUAGAAUAUCAUUUUUUAUUUCUCUCUUUUACAAUACUGGUGUUUCACCCAAUUUACCAGCUAACUUUUCUGUUUAGUUGUUGAAUAUUCCUAUGUCCUGUAACUCAGUUCAGUUUUCUUCCUCAGUCUGAAAGCCAUUGUUUCUGAAAACAUUUGCUCAUGAGUAUUAGUCUGCUGCCACUCAGUAAGUAGCAUAUUUUUUAAAUCUGUUAGUGAAAUUUCACAGAAAAAAUGGUAGUACUGUUUCAAAAUCUACAAAAGCUAUCAAUAAAUGAGAGGAAAAUGAUCCAAAAAUUUGACCUGAAAUGCAUUAUUGUUUAAUUAUGUGUUAGCUUAUGGAAAUGUGUACUGAAAGAUAAGUGAUAAGUUUGUAAUAUAUGCUUGCAGAAUACAGGCAAGCAAAUAUUGCAAGAAUAGUUUUCAGGGUUGCCACAGGUUCGGGAAAUCGGGGAAUUUCAAACAUGUCAGGGAAAUUUGAAAAAAAAGGAAAAAUCUCUUUUUUGUAUCAGUAAAUGAGAUGGUUUGUUUACUGAGGUUUCUUGCAUUGUUACUGGGAGGGUGCAGCUGAGUACAUGUGCUGCUUCCCUACUGCCUCACUCCUACAGCUUCUCCCCUUCCUACCACUCCUCUCAGCUUGCAGUCACUGCUGUCACCACUUCUUGCUGCUAGCCUAACAGCUGCCAACAAGAGGCAAGGAGAGAUGAAGAGUGGUUUGUUUGGAUCUGAUUCUCAGAGACUGUAAGAAGUAGUGUUUCAAAAGCUCCAUAUCAUACCAAGUUCGAGAAUUAAAAAAGAAAGACUUCUUCCACUUAGACUGCUGCCAUACCAUCGAGAUCUAAAUUCCACUGAAAGUGUCUAGAAUCUUGCAAAGAAUAAGGUCUGUAAUUGUAAUCAAUCGAGCAUCUUGAUCUUGGAGUUGCAGAAAAUAAUAGCUAAUGCUUUUGCUAUUGUGGCUUGAAAGAAGUGUCAUCUCACAUGAAAAAGUGUGUGAUGACUAUUGGGGAUGAUAUUUCGUGAUGGGCGAGGAAACUGAGACUAUAACAACAUCAGUUGGUGUGGAUUGAAGCAAAAAGUCGUACUGACGUAGCAGUUGGAGGCGGCGCUCGUGUGUGCACGGGCUGUGUGUGAGUGAGUGUGUGAAUGUAUGUGUGCACUCCCAUUUUCUAAUAAAAGCUAUGGCUGAAAAUUUAGCUGUGAGUGUGAUUGUCUUUUCUACUUGCCUGUCUGCAGCUCA
This is a messenger RNA of Schistocerca piceifrons (Central American locust), 4296 nucleotides long. It is a transcript of the gene Shc, whose product is annotated as SHC-transforming protein 1. The record is from RefSeq and is a predicted model, not a curated record. Gene Ontology annotation, cellular component: plasma membrane. The transcript is spliced from 11 exons. Gene Ontology annotation, biological process: cell surface receptor protein tyrosine kinase signaling pathway; intracellular signal transduction. NCBI's taxonomy places the organism in Eukaryota, Metazoa, Arthropoda, Insecta, Orthoptera, Acrididae. Gene Ontology annotation, molecular function: receptor tyrosine kinase binding. The coding region runs from base 369 to 1631 and encodes 420 amino acids.